AUGGAGGGUGGUAAACUAGCUCGGUUUACAUAUGGUGGUUUAUGUGUUUUGCAAUAUGCUUUGAAUGAAGAUCCUAAUUGCGUGUUAGAUUGUGAUGUCGAUGUUCUCAACAUGUUGAUGGUUCUUAAUGUUGUUGGGAAAUCCAUUGUAGAAAUAUUGGUUAUGGAUAAAUGUCAUGGUUCCAUGAGGGUAGUUUUUGAGUUAAAUGGUGAUGAUGUUGAUGCUUAUAAGUUCUUGCCUUGGUAUGUUGAAUAUGCUUGUUCAAGCAAUCCUGGAUCUGUUGUUGAGCUUGAAGUUGUACCGGAGAGCAAUAGAUUUCUUCGUUUGUUUAUUGCUUAUGAUGCAUGGAUAAAAGAGAUUUUUGAGGUUGUUUAUGCUAUUGUUGAUUCAGAAACGAUAACAAAUUGGAGAUGGUUCUUUGCAAUAGUAUAUGGUAUUUUGAGGCCUCAAGGGAGGAAUGUGAGUACUUUAUUUCCAAAAGCUACUAGUGAAGGACUAAAGAAGAAAAUGAUGAAUCUGUUGGCAAAUUGUGCGUACUCAUGUACUCCAUCUGACUUUGAUGAUUACAUGGCGGAAUUCAAGGAUAAUGGGAAAGGGCAUGUGAAGAAUUUUUUGUGUGAUUUGCAAAAAGAGGGCUAUGCUAUUGCCCAUUUUCCUGAUCAAAGAUGGGGAUCGAUGAGCAAUACACUUUCAGAAUCUUUUAACGCCAUGGUGUCAAAUAGUUGUUGUAUGCCACUUUUGGAUCUUCUUGAAGACAUUAGAGUUUGGUUGAUGGGUAGUAUGGCUGAGAAGAGAAUAUUUGGUCAGAAUAUUCAUACGAUUUUGUGUCCAAAGAAAGAAAAUAAGAUGAAGUUGAUGUUGAAGGAGGGCAUGCAUUGGAGGUUUAGUUGUUCUGAUGUGGAUGUUUUUGAAGUUAGGAUGGAGUGGAAUCAGUUUGUUGUGUUGCAACAUGAUAAUCGUGAUGUUUUUUAUUACGUUGAUGAUUACUGGAAAGCAAGCUUUUAUUAG
Pyrus x bretschneideri (Chinese white pear) is the source of this 1008-nucleotide messenger RNA. RefSeq lists its product as uncharacterized. The transcript is spliced from 6 exons. The record is from RefSeq and is a predicted model, not a curated record. Lineage: Eukaryota; Viridiplantae; Streptophyta; Magnoliopsida; Rosales; Rosaceae. The coding region runs from base 1 to 1008 and encodes 335 amino acids.